Messenger RNA from Fusarium venenatum, 225 nucleotides. NCBI's taxonomy places the organism in Eukaryota, Fungi, Ascomycota, Sordariomycetes, Hypocreales, Nectriaceae. The record is from RefSeq and is a predicted model, not a curated record.
AUGACUCCCUUUUGUACACGGUCGCCCAGAGCAGCGCAAGUCGGAGGAGUACACCGUCGUGUUCAAUCCCAUCACAUCAGUAUGCUUGCCGACCAUUUACAGGCAGGGAAGCCACUAAGCCAUAACGAUGUCCCCGACAUGUUCCGUCGCUCGGUUAAAGACAACAAGCGCCAAUGGGAAGAAAAGGAACAAAGAGAGCGUAUGAAAACUCAGGGCCGUAAAUGA